Onychomys torridus (southern grasshopper mouse) is the source of this 1043-nucleotide messenger RNA. It is a transcript of the gene Slc50a1, whose product is annotated as solute carrier family 50 member 1. Gene Ontology annotation, biological process: carbohydrate transport. Bases 211 to 780 code for a protein of 189 amino acids. Gene Ontology annotation, cellular component: membrane. The transcript has 6 exons. Gene Ontology annotation, molecular function: sugar transmembrane transporter activity. The record is from RefSeq and is a predicted model, not a curated record. NCBI's taxonomy places the organism in Eukaryota, Metazoa, Chordata, Mammalia, Rodentia, Cricetidae.
CAGGGGUAGGGUUGUCCAUGGAUAGGGCAGGUUGUGCAAGGGCGGGCAUCUGAAGGAAGAUGGCAGCUCUGGUCAAUCCCUGCUGUUUAGGGGGCAGGCUAACAAGGUUUCAAUAACCUCCAGGGAAAACCUUCCAAAGCUGAGGAACCGAGGCUCUGAUAUGGAGCACUGAAUAGGAGGAGCGCCGAAGGCAGCUCGGACCUCAGGCACAUGCAGAGGACACGGAGCGUGGACAGUAUCCAGUUCCUGCCUUUUCUCACCACGGAUGUCAACAACCUGGGCUGGCUGAGUUAUGGAGUCUUGAAGGGAGAUGGGACCCUCAUCGUCGUCAAUACCGUGGGGGCUGUGCUUCAGACUCUUUAUAUCCUGGCAUAUCUGCACUACAGUCCUCAGAAGCAUGCUGUGCUCCUGCAGACCGCAGCCCUGCUGGGGGUCCUGCUCCUGGGUUAUGGCUACUUUUGGCUUCUGGUGCCAGACCUUGAGGCCCGGCUCCAGCAGCUAGGCCUCUUCUGCAGUGUCUUUACCAUCAGCAUGUACCUCUCACCACUGGCUGACCUGGCCAAGAUCAUUCAGACUAAAUCGACCCAGCGUCUGUCCUUCUCACUCACCAUUGCCACCCUCCUUUCCUCCACCUCCUGGUCCAUCUACGGGUUUCGACUCAGAGACCCUUACAUCACGGUGCCCAACCUUCCAGGAAUCCUUACCAGCUUGAUCCGCCUUGGGCUUUUCUGCAAGUACCCCCCAGAGCAUGACAGGAAAUACCGACUUCUGCAGACCUGACCACAGCCACCUUAGGGCCAACGUGAUACCAAAAAGAGCUCUUGUUUCUGCUGGUCCUCCUGACCAAUUCCAUGGAUGCAAUGGGUUGUGAGAAAAAAGCUGAUUUUGAAAAUAGAGGGAUCAAGGAAAGACCUUUAUGUAGAUCGGAUGGGAACUAUGGGAUGAAAUCACAUUUUUUAAAGAGAUGAUCUUUUCUCAUUUUGGAGGCUGAGGUGGUAUCUUUAGAAUGUGCCCUAAAAUAAACUGUUCCCUGUCCCUGCCUG